GCUGCAAUAGUUUGCUUGACUCAGCUGAGUAUCUGGAAGGUCUGGUUUAUCAGGAAUACCACUAGUGUGAUUUUCAUCGUGCUGUCAAAUGCAUGGGGGAAAUUGUAUUUUUAUUGGAAUUAAUAUAGUGCUCUUCAGACAACUGUUCUCAUCCCUUCCCCCUCUCCUUUUGGGACUGAGGAAAACCUCUAGAGGGUAUUCAGAGAGUGACGGUGUAAUCAAUCACAGGUGUUGCUACAGCUGAAGAGGUAGAAAGACUGGCUGCAAUGCGUUCAGAUUCUCUAGUACCUGGGACUCACACGCCUCCAAUCAGAAGAAGGAGCAAAUUUGCCACUCUUGGGAGACUUUUUAAGCCAUGGAAAUGGAGGAAGAAGAAGAGUGAAAAAUUUAAACACACUUCAGCAGAUGGGGAACUUUCCAUACCAAAUGAAGAUGCAGCUUUGGAGAAUGGGCAGCCUCUGGGCUCCGGACUGAGCUCUAGCCAGGUGUCCCUGCCAGCUCUAGCAGAACUGGAGUCAGUCCCAGCAUCUGUGGAACCCUGCUCAUAUGAGGUGCUCCCAACCACAGAGAUCAUGGAUGGGACAGUGUCUGAAGAGAGCCCCACAUCCAAUGAAUCCGGCGUCCUCCUGUCCCAAGAUCCUACAGCUAAGCCAGUCCUGCUACUUCCCCCCAAAAAAUCUGCUGCUUUCCCUGGAGACCAUGAGGACACCCCAGUGAAACAGUUGUCCCUCCUCAAACAGCCCCCUGCCCUGCCUCCUAAACCUAUUGCCAGGAUUGCCAGCCACUUAACUGAUCCUGGUGCUCCUGUGAAACUGCCUUGUAUGCCAGUUAAACUGUCACCUCCACUACCUCCAAAGAAAGUCAUGAUUUGCAUGCCUUUAGGGGGGCCAGACCUCUCUCUCUCAUCCUAUUCCACGCAGAAGAGCUCCCAGCAGCCUUUGACCCAGCAGCAUCACACUGUCCUGCCAUCCCAGUUAGCAGCUCACCAGCACCAGCUCCAGUACGGCAGCCACAGCCAGCACCUUCCUUCUGGGUCCAGCACGUUGCCCAUUCACCCUUCAGGGUGCCGGAUGAUCGAGGAACUGAACAAAACACUAGCCAUGACCAUGCACAGGCUAGAAAGCUCUGGUUUACACACAAGUGACAGUGUUACAAAAACAGGACCUGGGGGCCUUCCAGACAUGAGACAAGUGCCAACUGUUGUGAUCGAAUGCGAUGACAAUAAAGAAAAUGUGCCUCAUGAAACUGACUAUGAAGAUUCUUCCUGCCUCUAUCCAAGGCAGGAAGAGGAAGAAGAGGAAGAUGAAGAGGAGGAUAACUCAUUAUUUACAAGCCCCCUGGCAAGGAAACUCUGCAGGAAGGACUCUUUAGCAAUCAAACUAAGCAACAGGCCUUCCAAGCGAGAGCUGGAAGAAAAGAACAUCCUCCCCAUGCAGACAGAUGAAGAGAGGCUUGAACUUAGGCAGCAGAUUGGGACAAAGCUAACAAGACGACUGAGCCAGAGGCCGACCGCUGAGGAGUUGGAGCAGAGGAACAUACUGAAACCCCGGAAUGAGCAAGAGGAGCAGGAGGAAAAACGAGAGAUUAAGAGAAGAUUAACACGUAAGCUGAGUCAAAGGCCUACAGUAGAAGAGCUACGUGAGAGGAAGAUCCUCAUCCGCUUCAGUGACUAUGUGGAAGUGGCAGACGCGCAGGACUACGACAGGAGGGCGGACAAACCCUGGACACGACUUACAGCCGCCGACAAAGCAGCCAUUCGAAAAGAGCUUAAUGAAUUUAAAAGCUCUGAAAUGGAAGUUCAUGAAUUAAGUAGGCAUCUAACAAGGUUUCAUAGACCGUAGCAGAUCAAUUCUACCUGACUACUAUGCCAUCUUCAAAACAUAACUAAAAGGAACCAUAAGUGCUGGUAUUAUUCACUUCCCUGUUACGUACAAUGUAAAUCUUCCGAACUGCCUUUUUAAAAAAAAAAAAAAAAAAAAAAAGAGUAGAAAAAUAAAUAUUAAAAAAAAGGAGAAUUGUAUUUACAUGUGAUGAGUACUGCAACAUCAUCAGACCUGCUGGUUCAAGCUUCAGUAACAGAAAAUACCCCUGGUGGGAAAUCGUGCCAAGACUUGGCAUCUAUGUAUAGGACUUUCCCGGCAUGUGGAUUUGCCAUAUGUGUUCAAGCCCAGCUGGUGGUGCAACCAUUGUUGGCUUCAGGCACCCCUCAUCCUGACAAGCCUCUGUCAUCAACCCUAGAGAGCCCUGAGAUGGUGUUCAGGGAAUCACUUGGCCUGGGUGAAGUCUCCAAAAGAUGAGCCCCUAUGGCACUAAAGCACUUACCCCAAACACUCCUUUCAAGUUGAGAGCACCUUAUGAGGACAGUGAAGGAGCAGAACUCUCCACGGGCCAGCCCAUCUGUGAAUAUCAUCUGACUAGAAAGACAUUUCUUCCCCUGGAGAAGUUUACAGCCAGUCAGUAGACAUUGUUCAGCUUCCAAGCAGAAAAAGGUACCACCGCUGAAGAACAGGACUCCCUACUGAAGGCUGCUUCAACUCUAGCAACUGUUUGUUUCCCAUCUCUUUCAAGCAUAAUUUUUUAAACCCGGUUGUGAGCCCAUUAGCAGUAAAUGACAAGAAUGCUGAGGACCAGCAAGCAAAAGCCCAUCUCUUCAUGGUCACUGCAUGCCAUCUGCUCCACUUGUAGUUUGUCUUACACCCAAACCUCGUGACUCUGUGAGAGCCAUUGUGCCCCCGGCAGCAGGAAAGGCUGGGAUUCCCCUCCAGCUCUGCAGAGGGACACGCAACAGGAGGGGCUGGAGGUUCCAUGAAGGAUAUCUAAUGUCUCUGUAUCAGGUGUCUCAAGAACUGAUCCUAAACUCACACUGUGCAAAGCAUGACGAAGUGUGUUACCUGGCCUAACAAAAGGAGUCUGGGGCAUUCUUACGGAUGGUGGGACUUGUCACUGGUACCCACGGCUGAGGCAUGAGGACAGCAAUUCAGAGGUGUUCUGAAUUUAUUUGUUCUAAUUUUGUUUUUAAUUUAUUUUUAUGAUAGUGGUUUAACACACAAACUGACCAAGCAGAGCUCAGAGAGCUGGUCACUCUGGGCCUGGUUUACCUGCCAACUUAAGCGUGUGCUCUACAGUAAGGAAGCACACGCAGCCUCACCGCUUUCAAGAAUAUGUCUGACAGGCUUAAUUGAACAUGAACACAAUUAAGUGCUUUUCUGAACUUAGGCCAUCACCUUCCAGAAUUAAGUCCUUAACUACUAUAAUGCCAGCAAGCUGGGGCAGACAUUGUCAGGAUUCCUUUCAAGCUCUUACAAGACACUAUUAUGCCAUGUUGUGGGACAGUGUCUGAAAGCACUGUAGCAACAGUACUGUAAGAAGUUCCAGAUUAUUAUUUCAGGACACCCUUUCUUCCACAAUAGCUAUUUUCCUUUGACAGUUUGAACAGAGAGGCCAAAGUUUUUUACUACAGAAUAAUUAUUUCUGUUAUUCUUUUACUGAUUUUUUCCUUUCUCACUGUCUUCCAUGUAUCUAUCCUCUCUUCUGUGCUCCCUCUCCAGCUCCCCCUGUUCCAUGCUAACAUCGCCAUUCACUGAUUGCAGGCUGAGCAGCCUCUCACACUUGAGCACUUAAUGGCCAGUGCAGUGUAGUGCCAACACUCCUGCCUCUUCUCAGGCCUCACCUCACUCCUCUGGAUGCAGGAGUACGGCCAAAGGACGUGCAGGUAGCCCAUGGAGUGGCUCUAGCACCCAGCCUGCCCCAACAACCCUGGCAGCGAGGGUAACACCUUCCAUCUACGCUUGGUGCUGGCACUCGUUGCCUCGCAGAUUGUCUCUCCAUCAGAGAUAAGCAAAAGCUUUUCAUUCUCAUCCAUGGCCAUCCUUGCAAUGCUGUGGAUUAUUGGCUAUUAAAUUAGGAUUGGCUGCUGUAGGAUGGAACACCAAAGGAAAGUAAUAAACAGGAGGUUUCUGGUGCUUCCCAGACUGGGUGAUGAUUUCUGAGGA
Molecule: messenger RNA, 3992 nt
Organism: Cyanistes caeruleus (blue tit)
Lineage: Eukaryota; Metazoa; Chordata; Aves; Passeriformes; Paridae
Source: RefSeq, a predicted model, not a curated record